Messenger RNA from Diplodia corticola, 1650 nucleotides. Its product is annotated as cytochrome p450 monooxygenase. The record is from RefSeq and is a predicted model, not a curated record. Gene Ontology annotation, molecular function: heme binding; iron ion binding; monooxygenase activity. Bases 1 to 1650 code for a protein of 549 amino acids. The transcript is spliced from 5 exons. NCBI's taxonomy places the organism in Eukaryota, Fungi, Ascomycota, Dothideomycetes, Botryosphaeriales, Botryosphaeriaceae.
AUGACGCCGAUACUCGAGCACACGACGCGCAUGGCCGUUCUGCCCGCCUACGUUGCGGCGGCGGCGUCUGCGGCUUUCGUGGUCUACCUCGCCCUCCUCGCCGUCUACCGUCUCACCUUCCACCCUCUGGCCGGCUAUCCCGGGCCCUUCCUCGCCAAGACCACCCCUUGGAGAGACGUCUACCAUGCCUGGCGCGGAGACAAGCAUCUCGACUUCUACGAGCUGCACCAACGCUAUGGCCCCUUCGUCCGCUACGGCCCCAACACGCUCUCCGUCAACGACCCGGCCGCGCUCAAGGCCAUCUACGGCCACCGGGCCAACGUGCGCAAGUCCGACUUCUACCUGGCCUUCCCCGCCGUGCCCGGCGCCUUCAGCACGCACACGGCGCUCGACCGCCACGCGCACGCGCGCAAGCGCCGCGUCAUGUCGCACGCCUUCUCCGACCAGGCGCUCAAGGGCGUCGAGGACUACGUGCUCGGCUACGUGCGCGCGUUCGUGGGCAAACUCACCGCUGCUACCGCCGAUGGUGAUGGUCAUGGCCUUGGUCAUGGUAGUGCCGGCGGCGGCGGGCCGGACGGUUGGUCGCCCGCCCGCGACGUGGCCGAGUGGUGCACCUAUCUCGGCUUCGACGUCAUGGGCGAUUUGGCGUUUGGCAAGUCGUUCAGCAUGCUCGAGGGCGACGUGCCCGAGAAUCGGGAGGCGGCGUUUUUGCUGACGCAGGCGGCGAAGAGGCAUAAUAUCACCGGCCCGAUGCCCUGGCUGCACCAAUCCGGGCUCGACAGGCUGCUGUUCCGCAAGAUCAACCAGGACCGCGACAGAUACCUCGCCUUCAGCCGCAAGCAGGUGGGCCAGCGCACGCAGAGCGACGUGUGGAAGUCGGACCGCAAGGACUUUUUCUACUACCUGCUCAACUCAAAGGACCCGGAGACGGGCGAGGGCUUCGGCAAGCAAGAGCUCUGGGGCGAGAGCAACACCCUGAUCAUCGCCGGCUCCGACACCACCUCGACGACCCUCACCGGCGCCAUCUUCUACCUCCUGCACAACCCGGCCGCCCUCGCCCGGCUCGCCGCCGAAAUCCGCACCACUUUCGCCACAUCCGAAUCCAUCCGCUCCGGGCCCUCCCUCAACGGCUGCGUCUACCUCCGUGCCUGCAUCGACGAAGCCCUGCGCCUCUCGCCGCCCGUCGGCGCCGUGUUGCCGCGCCUCACUCUGCCCGGCGGCCUCGACGUCUGCGGCCGCCACAUCCCGCCGGGCAUCGGCGUCGGCUGCCCCAUCUACGCGCUGCACCACCACGCCGACCACGUGCCGGACCCGUUCGCGUACCGGCCCGAGCGCUGGCUGGCGGGCGAGGUCGAGGCCUCGGGCGGCGACGAGGGCGUGCGGCGGCUGCACGACGUGUUCAACCCCUUCAGCGUGGGGCCGAGGGGUUGCAUCGGGAAGCCCAUGGCGUAUCUGGAGUUGAGCUUGGCGCUGGCGCGGCUGGUGUGGGCCUGGGACAUGCGGUUGGCGCCCGGGGAGCUGGGGAAGGUGGGCGCCGGCGCCAAGGGGAUGGGGACGGGCAGGGAGAGGGAGGGCGAGUUUCAGUUGGAGGAUAUUUUUGUUAGUAACAAGGUGGGACCGAUGGCGCAGUUUAGGCCGAGGCAAGAUUGA